GCGUUUCAUAGUAAUAAAUCAUAUGAUUUUCAUAUUCCUAAUAAUAUUGAUGAUUUUAAUAAAUUAAGUAGUAAGAAAAAUAGUACUUCAAAAAUAAGCAGCAUAUUUAAAGUUAGCAGCAAAAAGUUAUCCAAUAUAUUUAAAAGAAGCUCGAAAAAUGAUGAUUAUAAGAUUGAAUCAACACAAAAGCAAAUAAAGAAACUUCAUAUUAAUGAUAAUGAUGAAUAUGAAGCACAUAACAAUCCAAAUCUUCAUUCGGAAGAACAAGAUGAAUUGGAACUUCCUGA
Molecule: messenger RNA, 287 nt
Organism: Rhizophagus irregularis DAOM 181602=DAOM 197198
Lineage: Eukaryota; Fungi; Glomeromycota; Glomeromycetes; Glomerales; Glomeraceae
Source: RefSeq, a predicted model, not a curated record